AUGCAGCAGUUGGUUCUGAAGGUCCUUUGCUCCUCACUGCUUCUUCUAGCAGUGCUGCCCUCUGUCUACUCACAGUCAGACUGUUCCCAAGCCACGUCAUGUGAUCUGUGUGUUGGAGACUCCAUGCUCAACCUGACAGGCUGUGUCUGGAGGCUUUGUCCAGAUGGUAAUGAUACAGGCCUGUGUGUGACUGACGAGGGCGACUCAGCAGACAAUGGCAUGAACUGUAGCUGGACCAGAGUGUCUGAAUUGUGCACAGUUGUAGAGACUGUAGCUGAGGGAGGAAGUGAAGGUGACUCGGGUGAUGGCAGUAACACUAAAUCAUCCCCAGAGUUCUCCCAGGCCAAGUUUGACAUGUCCAGUUUCAUUGGCGGUAUCAUACUGGUUCUGUGUCUGCAGGCAGGUGGCUUCUUCGCCAUGCGCUUCCUCAAAUCCAAAGAGCAGAGCAGCUAUGACCCCAUAGAGCAGCCACAAUGAAGACAUGAUAUGUGAAGGACAAGCAGAUGAGGGUGGAGGACAGCAGAGCAGUGACUCAUCGACUUAUGACGACAAGUU
Messenger RNA from Toxotes jaculatrix (banded archerfish), 555 nucleotides. RefSeq names its product CD164 sialomucin-like 2 (gene cd164l2). Lineage: Eukaryota; Metazoa; Chordata; Actinopteri; Toxotidae. The transcript has 6 exons. The coding region runs from base 1 to 477 and encodes 158 amino acids. Gene Ontology annotation, cellular component: cytoplasmic vesicle. The record is from RefSeq and is a predicted model, not a curated record.